AUGCAUCUCUCUCAUUUCUUGCUAGUUUUAAUAGCCGUUGUUGUCGUGACAGCUUCAAUAACAAAGCAGGAAACAGAUAUCGGAAUGUCUGAAAAUAUUAAACAACCUACCACUGAAGCUGAUUUGGAAAGAAAUCAGUUUUUUAAAUGUCGUUUGUGUUGUCACGGCCAGAAAUUCAUCCAAGAUGCUGUUCCUAUCAUCGAUGACCAACAAAGAACGCAUCCAUUAAUCGAAGGAUUUGGUUGCAGCAUUUGCUGCAGAUGA
Caenorhabditis remanei is the source of this 264-nucleotide messenger RNA. RefSeq lists its product as uncharacterized. The transcript is spliced from 4 exons. The coding region runs from base 1 to 264 and encodes 87 amino acids. The record is from RefSeq and is a predicted model, not a curated record. NCBI's taxonomy places the organism in Eukaryota, Metazoa, Nematoda, Chromadorea, Rhabditida, Rhabditidae.